AUGGCGGCAGGCAGCCCGAACACCCGGCCCAACAUGCUUUGCGGUUCCAAGAUGGCGCGGUUCCAAGAUGGCGGCGCCCAGCGAGAGCCGGAGUGGCCCGGCCGGGAGCAGCGGAAGCAGGCGGCUGCAGCCCCCGGGGAAGCGAGCGUCGAUGAGGAAAAGGAGCAGCCUCCAAAUUGUCCUUUAGAUAGAGAGGAGCUGGGGAGAAACACGUGGUCUGUCCUUCACACGGUGGCGGCGUACUACCCAGACCACCCCACCAGCGUGCAGCAGCAAGAGAUGACCCAGUUCAUCAACCUGUUUUCUAAGUUUUAUCCAUGUGACGAAUGUGCGGAGGAUCUGAGGGAAAGAUUACGUACAAACCAGCCUGACACCAGCAGCAGAAAUAACUUAUCCCAGUGGUUUUGCUUACUUCAUAAUGACGUGAACAAGAAAUUGGGGAAGUCUGAAUUUGACUGCUCCAAGGUGGAUGAACGCUGGCGAGAUGGCUGGAAAGAUGGUAGCUGUGAUUAAUCUGUAGAGACUGCCCUGGAAAUCGGACAGACCAGUUCUAACAUAAGACUCAUCCCCGGUGGGAAAUCGUCAUGAAGAGAUGCAAGUAAAUAUAUUUGUGUGUAUGUGUGGUUGACAUAGCUUAUGGUAAAAAGGUGGCUGCUACUUUUAUCUCAUCCCAACAGGAUCUUGAUUUAGGAGUGACUAAUUUUACGUCGUCAUGUAUCUUCUGGGACUGGACCUUGUGUUUGUUGUAGUAACUGUCAGAAACUUGGCAAAUUCAAGCAAAGUUGCUGAUGCAACUUGUAGAAAGAAAAAGGUCUUGGCAUUUCCUUAGUUUUGGGGGCACCUUGUGGCCACUGUUGCCUUUUCCAUCCCGUUCAAGCCUCUUUCCUUCGUUUGGCAGUGCCUUUCUCCUUCACUCUGUCAUUUCAGCUGCUGUGCUGGUCCAAUGACGGGCAGUUUGACUGCUGGUUCAUGAGUCUCCUGUGUUUUGGGCCAACCAUGUAGUCCUUCAUCUUCUCUUCAGUAAUUUCCUAUGAGCUGUUGCAUGUUCACGCUGUUUAACUACUAACUCCUCUACCUUUACACUCACUUGCUAAAAGCCUCAAGGCAAGAACAUUUUGUGUAAAUAUUAAAAUAUCAGAACUCAGGAUUUUAUUCCCAGCCAUAACAAAUAUCCUCUUUUUUAUAUUCCUUUGUCUAAACUUGUAGAACCUCACUUCGAAGCAAGAGGGCACUGCAGGAAGAAAAAUAUAUAAACUCUUUGACCAGCUAAAAUGUAAAUGCUUUGUGACUUGUUUGUUCAUUUUUUUUUAACCCAGGUGAGUUCCAUGAGACAAGUCUACUGAACCAGCUCUUUAGAAAUAAGUAUUUAUUUUUUGUCUCUGAACUUUUGUGGUUCACAGACCCCAUUCCUAUGACAUGAGUGGAAGAGACAGAUAGCUGGUUGUAAUGAAGCCUACUCAAGUUUGCUUUAUGUAUAGGAUUCAUUAAAACAGUGUACAUGUUCUGAGAUCCUUUGAGUAAUUGUUGACUGGCCUGGUAUGAUGGUAUUACCCUGAAGGUGAAGUUCCCUCUCUAGACUAGAGGAACUUGCACAGAAGCCUAUGCAGCAUUUGAAUCUUGCUUAAGUCUUACAUUAGAGUCUUAAGUACCAAAUGCAUUGUGAACUCAAAAUGGUGUGUAGGGUAUACUUCACCUUUAGAAACUGGCCAAUUCCAUACUGAAUAUUAUGCCUCUAGGUUGGCUGUACUGCAUCAGUAUGUUCCUGGGGUUUGUGCACUUGAAUUUCAGGUGCAAGUGAAAUAGAAACGUAAAUAAUAUAAGCAACCUGGCUCUUCUUAGACUAUGGCUCUGUAAAAUUAUGUCAGAAUUAUUUAAAGUUAUUGAAAUUAGAGUAUGAUUCUUUCUCCUUUUUUUUAGAUGUAUAAUAAAUAUAAUUGCAUUUCUGGGUUCUAGUUGUUCCAAUGACCUUGUGCAAACUUACAAUAUCAGUAUUUAAUUCUUUUCCUUGUGUAUUUUCUUCUGAUGCUUUUAAUUGUAUUUCCCCUUCUGGGGGUUUGUGAACUUCCUACAUGCAUUUAUUUCAUGGGCUACUUUAUCUGCCCUGUGAGGUAUGAAAGUAGACUGGGAUUUGCACAGAAACUUUAAUGGGGGACAUCACGUCAAAUGAAGGUAUUGGGAUUCUGAUAUUGUCUGUUAGUAAACCUUUGACCCUAAUGUUGUGGUGCUAGGGUCUUGUUGGUGAGUACUUAACCAGUCAAAGCUUUAGGAAGAUAUUCAGCUGAUGUAUGACACCUUUCAUGUCAUUUGAAGCCGAACCUGUUAAAAAAAAAAUAGCAGAAAGAUUUUAUUUUUAGUUAAGUAGCAUCCAGCUAGUGGUAUGUUGUUUUACUCCUCAGUAUUUUUCUCUAAUCAAACUGAAACUUGAUUUCAUACCAUCUUUAUGAUUUAACUGAAUUAAGGCUUUGGGAUUUUUGUCCAGCCAAUUAAAUGCUACUGAGAUCUCUCUUGGUGCAUGUUCCGUUAUGUGAAAUAAAUAAUUCCAACCCAUUUUGAUCAACAAAUUGUACAACAGAAUGUAAUACUUAGGUUAGUGUGAAAUUCAUCCCUUUGCAGGGAUGGUCUAGGCACCACUUACAUCCCACCUGGGCUUGAUCUAAACUACAAAGUUCUGCUGACAGAGCUGUGUCAUCCAAGAGCACCAAAUUGUGCUGGAGAAGAUCACAUCCCUAGUUGACAUGGGUAUGCCAGCAAGACCCUGGUGGAGACACAGCUAUGCCAGUAGGAGAGUGCUUACGUCAUGCGGGAAGAAUGUGUAACUAUGCAGACAGAAAUAGCCUUCUGCCUCAUGUGCUGGCUAUCCCGUAGCUAUGCCAGCAUACCUAUGCUGGUGGAAGCCUUGGGAGGUUGACAAUUCCUGAAGUCCUUAAAAUAGCAUUUCAAGACUGCCUCUACUGAUAACUAAUCAACAAACUCUGGCUACGAGUAUAUUAAUAGGACAGAUAGUAACUGCACCAUGUGGCUACCAGCUAACCAUUGCAGAUGUUUGUAUUCUCUGCUUUUCUCUUAUGUUUACACCUUACAGCUUUGAUCUGUCUUGUUUUCUCAGGUGUGAUCUUAGACCUGGGGGCUGGAGGGCAGUGCUGCUCUGGUUGGAGCAAAUCAGAAGCGUUGACCUUAUUUAUGUAAUUUCUUUAAGAUGUUUCUAGCUGUAUAUUAAGGAAAAACGCAUGCAUUCCCUUAUCUUCUGUGCCCACAGUGCUUUAAUUCUGAGACUAUCUGUAUGCAAAUAUUUUUCCUAUUAAUAUCAAACUAAUAAAGCCAACGAGUUCCU
Alligator sinensis (Chinese alligator) is the source of this 3331-nucleotide messenger RNA. RefSeq names its product growth factor, augmenter of liver regeneration (gene GFER). The coding region runs from base 1 to 513 and encodes 170 amino acids. NCBI's taxonomy places the organism in Eukaryota, Metazoa, Chordata, Crocodylia, Alligatoridae. Gene Ontology annotation, molecular function: flavin adenine dinucleotide binding; flavin-dependent sulfhydryl oxidase activity. The transcript has 4 exons. Gene Ontology annotation, cellular component: mitochondrion. The record is from RefSeq and is a predicted model, not a curated record.